Ustilaginoidea virens is the source of this 1428-nucleotide messenger RNA. RefSeq lists its product as uncharacterized. The coding region runs from base 1 to 1428 and encodes 475 amino acids. The record is from RefSeq and is a predicted model, not a curated record. NCBI's taxonomy places the organism in Eukaryota, Fungi, Ascomycota, Sordariomycetes, Hypocreales, Clavicipitaceae. The transcript is spliced from 3 exons.
AUGCGUGCGUCUCGGCAGGUUCUCAGCAGCUUCGGUCGCAGACGCAGACACGUUGCGUCACUUCGGCAGCUCUCUUCCGCCACCAAGACCAAGGGCCGCGACCAGACUCGAUUUUCAUGCUUCUUCUCGCCAAAGGAUGACCCUCGAGAGCUCCUAGGCAAGCUUGCUGGCCAUGCUGUGCUGGAAAACCCCCAGGGCCACGACGCGGCCGUCGUCAUGGCCACGCCCACCUUGUUCAAGCACGUCAACGAUCCCGCAUUCACUCUCGAACUGGCCAAGCUUCUCUCCGCGGCCGCCGAGACGCGCCACUUCCAUCUGCUGUGCGCAAUCGUCGACUGCAUCGCUCCCGCGCCGGGCGAGCCGGUUCCCGCGCCUGGCGUGUCGGUGCUGCGCGGCGAGCUGCAUUCCUUGAUGCCGCGGCUGUGGCAGCCGGAGCCUCCGUUGAGGGCAUUCGACAAGGACUCGGUCGCUGCGGUGACGUUCCGCGCGGGAUCGUCGCUGCAAACCCUCCCCUUGGCACGAACGACGUUUCUCAACAGCCGACCAUCUACCCUCUUGGCAGGCCGAUUCGACGUGUCAGGCGGCAGUCCGAGACUGAAACAAGCAAUGCACAAGCAGUGGCAACAGGUCAAUGUUUGGUCAGCCGAUCCUGGCGUCGGACCAGAUACCGGAAUGGGGCUAUGGGCGCCGUUGUCGCCGGUGACCCGCCCGCGAAGAAUCGUGGACAGCUUUGGAAACAUCGUCCGUGGCGUCGAUGUGGAGGGCAAGCCGACGCCAGCGUCCACAGAACUAGAAGACGCCAUCAACAGGAUCCAUGGACACCGGCUCGCAGCUGAAGCCUCCGCAGGUCCGAUGGGCGUCUGGGCAUUGGUUUCUCCAGCCAGUUCGCGACAGCGGCUGGGCGACCCGGACGAUGCUCCUGAUCCAGAGGCGACGCUAGACGGCAAAGCUGCCAGCCGGGAGGAUGUUGAGUCGACUGCGGCAUAUCUCCAAAGCCAGCACCGGGCUGGGUGCCGGUUGUUCCAAGUCUUGAGCGGCGGCGGUGGAUGGGGUGCCAAGAAGGGACUCCUCUCGCUCGACCCCCGGGAGACCUUCUACGCCCCUCCCGAGGAAGAGGAUAUGGAAAGGUUCAUGCAAGCCAUGAGCAACUCGGGGCUCGUGCCGACCGAUUCCUACAUACAGUUUUUCGUGUCGGGCAUGGCACCCUCUGCAUUGACUGCGUCCUCCGCAACCGGUGUCGUUUUCGGAGUGCCGACGAGCCCGUCUUCUACGGAGGAAGCCGGGCCUGAACCGCAAACCAGCCUACUUGCCGACCACUUCGGAGCUCUGUCAAGCCAAGGAAUCUACACGUCUCCUCUCCCGAAUGCCAAGCAUGCUUUUCGAGAGUCCAAACUUAGUGUUCCAGGCUCCAGGGUUUUUUUCCGGUAA